This is a messenger RNA of Daldinia loculata, 2797 nucleotides long. RefSeq lists its product as uncharacterized. NCBI's taxonomy places the organism in Eukaryota, Fungi, Ascomycota, Sordariomycetes, Xylariales, Hypoxylaceae. Bases 166 to 2628 code for a protein of 820 amino acids. Gene Ontology annotation, cellular component: membrane. The record is from RefSeq and is a predicted model, not a curated record. The transcript has 3 exons.
UCGUGCCUUGCAUCGAGGAUUCUCAACACUGAUACGCUCUUAUCAGCGCCGUCAGCUACACCGACUAGCAAAUCCUUUUCGAGCCUACAUUACUAGAGUAGAAGCGAUACACUUAGAACAAGUUGAAGCUAAAGCAACUGUCGGUCCGUCGUAUUAGAAAGCACCAUGGCCACGCCUGAGAACGUUGAUCAUAUCGAAGAAGAUCCGCGCAAUCCUUACGCCUCGGCCAAUAAAUGGAGACAUCAAGAGUCGUCCUCCUUCGCUCGCGCCGCACUUGCACGAGAUGCUCAAUCGUCCAGUGCAGACACAAAGGACCUGUCCAACUUUUUCAACUCCGCGCGCGUCGAGAGCGACGGGCCUGCAGCUGGAAAUUAUAAACCAAUUGUUGUCAGUAACGUUCAUGGCGCACACGACGGAGGAAUCGUCGACGACGGGAAAGAGGUGGUGUGUGGACCUCUACUGAAUUACCGACGUAUGGAAGAUAGGACGUGGCACGGAAGCGUUUUGAUUGUUAUCAAGGGUGGUGGCAAGACCCAGGCUUUUCACCCUACCUUAAGCCUCAGUCGCGUCGAGACAGCCACCGGGCAACCAGGUUUACUUCAUCCGGAAUCCAGUGUUAACGGUUCCGAGGCGCUAGGGACGAGCAGUUCCGGUGCUGUUCGGAAUGGCGCUGACGUAUCAGGUAUCUGUCUCUAUUCUGAUCCUAGGAACACGUUUUGGCAAUUUCCUAUUGCUUGUGAAAUCGGCAAUACCGAGACGAAAUGGGCGUACUCGAUUGCCAAUGUGCGCUACAAAAGCGCCACGAAGCCAAAGACGAACUACUUCUUCGUUCCAGCCAUCGACGAGUCGAUGCGAAUCAUGUUCCAUUCGUGCAAUGGCUUCAGCGUAGGCACGGAUGAAGACGCCUGGAGCGGACCGGCGCUAUGGAAUGAUGUAGUGAGAAAUCAUGCCAAAGCUCCAUUCCACGUAAUGAUAGGAGGUGGCGACCAAAUCUAUAACGAUGGUAUUCGAGUAAGCGGGCCUCUUCGCGAAUGGACCGAUAUAGGGAACCCGAAGAAACGACGCGACUUCCCUUUUCCAGAAAGCUUGCGAGCAGCUUGCGAUGAUUACUACCUGAAUAAUUAUAUUCGAUGGUAUUCAACGGAACCGUUCGCCGCUGCCAACGGACAAAUACCACAGCUAAACAUUUGGGACGACCAUGAUAUUAUUGAUGGUUUCGGAUCCUAUGUUAACGAGUUCAUGAAGUGCGAUGUAUUCCGAGGUAUUGGUGGCACUGCUCACAAAUAUUAUAUGCUUUUCCAGCAUCACCUAGCGCCACCUCCUUCGACAUACACGUCGGAUGUUCCCGCAACCCCAGAGCAUGGGUUACAGCAACAGGAUCCGGCGCAACUCGUGGAUACGUUUGUGAGAGAGCAAUCAUUUGACUCGUCCUAUAUCAUCGGUAGCAGUCCCGGACCAUACGUCGCCCAGCACUCGAUGAACAUGUUUUCCAAGCUCGGCGCCAGAAUCGCGUUCCUUGGCAUUGACGCUCGUACCGAACGUACACGACACCAGGUUAACUAUCCUGAGACGUACGACCUCAUUUUUGGUCGCGUGAAGGAUGAACUAGGAGCAGCGGCAGCAGCUGGUAGACCCUUUAGGCAUUUGAUUUUGUUGCUAGGUAUUCCGAUUGCGUAUCCGCGACUCACUUGGUUGGAGAACGUGUUCAGCAGCCCCCUUAUUGCACCUGUUAAAUUCUUGAACCGAAGAUUCGGAUUCGGUGGCGGCGUGUUUAAUCACUUCGACGGUAGCGUGGAUCUCCUAGAUGAUUUGGACGACCACUAUACCGCCAGGACCCAUAAGAAAGAGCGAAAUGCUCUAAUAAAACGGCUUCAGACUGUCUGCUCAGAGUUCUCGGUCCGCCUCACCAUUCUCGGAGGGGACGUUCAUUUGGCAGCUCUCGGACGGUUUUACUCAAACCCAAACCUGCACAUUCCAGUUGAAGCCGAUCAUCGUUACAUAGUCAACGUAGUAUCUUCCGCGAUAGUGAAUAAACCCCCGCCGGCAGCAAUUGCCAACCUCCUAGCAAGCCGUAACAAAAUCCAUCAUCUCGAUGCGGACACGGAUGAGACGCUCAUGGCACUCUUCGAUAAGGAUCCGGGGAAUUCUAGCAAGACCCGGUCUUCGAACAAUGUCACGAUGCCUAGCCGAAAUUACGCUGUUCUCACGGAAAACUCGCCGAACAAUAGGGGUGGGGCUGCUAAUGGUCACGCAGAACCAGCGGAAGCCAAUCCGUCGGAGAAUCAGUUCGAUGGUAAGGAUGGACACUCAUACCUAUCCAAAGGCGAACUCGGCGCGGGCACUAAGCACAAGGCCGCGAAUUUCGAGACGCAUGGCAAAGAUAACGAUGGUGGUCUCGACGUCUGCAUUCGGGUAGAGAUUGACCAGCAUGAUAAAGAGGGCAAGACCGAACCGUACGGCCUAACGAUUCCAGCUCUUAACUACGAAGCUGGGAAGUUUAGCACCAACGCGCACACUCAUCAUCUUCGCCACCACCGAAGCCGACCAGACACGGCUGGAGCUGCGAGCUCUUUUGCCCCAAGUACUGCCCCUUCGUUGCCUGUCUCGGCGCCUGAAGCUACUCACUAGAGGCAAGCCUAGCUGGAGCGCGAUUGGCAUACAAGCAUAGGCCGUAACCGAGAUAAGGGCGUAUAUGCUACACGGUCUACUAUACCAUCUACUUGUCGGGUAUAUUUCAAGAAUGGAUCAUGAAUACAAGCUCGUAUUUAAAACAAUAGACGAAGGAUAAUAGAUAAUA